Neurospora tetrasperma FGSC 2508 is the source of this 275-nucleotide messenger RNA. RefSeq lists its product as uncharacterized. Lineage: Eukaryota; Fungi; Ascomycota; Sordariomycetes; Sordariales; Sordariaceae. The transcript has a single exon. Bases 92 to 268 code for a protein of 58 amino acids. The record is from RefSeq and is a predicted model, not a curated record.
CUACAUGGAGAAGACAUGAUAUUGGGUACCGCGCCACCGGGACGGCAAAUGCUGGGUCAGACCACACGCCCCUAAGAACGCUUUCAAUUCAAUGCUCUUCCCCACUCCCGACCUGAAUGCCAAAUCUGCAAGCCCAAUGGUACCCCAUGCGUUCUUUGAACGCCAUCGCAUAUGCCUUCAAAACCAAAUCUCCCCGCCCUUGCCGCCCAUAGUACUCCCGGUCCCGAAGGAAUUAUCGCCGAGGUCAUUGAAUAAGAACAACACAUAGAAAAGAG